AUGAAAGCAGCAGCGGCAGAAUGCAGUGUAGUACACAGGAGUUCCACGACUGUGUUGCUCGGCACUUACAGGUCCACAACACACAGUAAUUACCUCAUAAAGUUAAUCAAACUCGUGGUGGGUUUAGGCUCUGGUUUAUCAGCGAACCACCAGCAACUAACCCUCAUAGAUAGUUGGUCUUCAAAAGUAGUAGGUCGUUUGGGUGUUGGCAAUAGGGCGGAGUGCCCAGGGUGGCGGCUGACCGGCCUUGUGCCCUCCUCACAGUCCAAAGGUGAACUGCACGAGGCGCGGGAGGGGCUGUCCCCGGCGACCCAUGAACCACCUGUUGGGUUGCAUGCAGCCCCGGUGUGGGUAUGGAUGCAGGGCGGCGAGAGGAGCCUGCAGGCGGCCAGGGUUGUUGGGAAUGGAGGCACCAUUUCGUGGCUGCUCCAGCCACAAGUGAAGUGGUGUGAGGUGGCCGCCGCCGAGCCGCGCGGGACCUUCCUGCAUAUCAGCGGGCGGGCGACGCCCCACGCCCGGCCGCCCCGCACCCUCCGCUGUCCAAAGACUCGCUCCUUGAGCACUAAAUCGCAACUGUGUUCAAGUGUGUUGGUGAGUGCGGGAGGGAGGGAGGCAAUCUCUCUGCUUUUAAUUCUCUCAGUGGAUUACCAGGCAGUCAACUUGAAAUAUGUGGUCACCUGCACAACCUUCACCGUUCCUGCGUCAGCACGUGGAGGCCAAGGUCUGUGGAGUUGUAGUUUGUGGUCACGAGAGAAGAGAAGACUGGCAAAGCAGCUGCUGUUGAGUAAUCCUGUGUUAGUUCGAUAUGCUGCUUCUCAGGUGGUGAAUCACAGUGAAGUGCUGCAAAGACAGAAAGACUUUACCAAGUCCAACCCUCAUUCAGAAAGUGGUACUUUUCUGUAUAGUAUUGUUGGGUUUGGGGCUGGUCUAAUUCUAGGUGCAAUAGUGAAGUCUCACUAUAAUGAGUGGAGCAGAACCAAGAGGUACCUCACCAGUGUCUUGCCCUGUGUCGCUGCUGCCAGUCCUUUUACCUUUACUGCAUCAGUGGACCAUAACAAUAAUGAACCCGAGCCUCCUCCUAAGCAAGAGUCACCCCUGAGCAAGAGGAUAACUCACAACUUUAUCGCUGAUGCCGUGGAAAAAGCAUCAGACAAAGUUGUAUAUAUUGACAUUAAGGAUGCUCGAAGGGGUUCUUAUGUCAAGUUUGGCCAGACUCUGUCCAACGGGUCAGGAUUUAUUGUUUCAGAAGAUGGCUUAAUUCUCACCAAUGCUCAUGUAGUAACCAACAGGCCCAGAUCCAGCACUAUAUUGGUGCGGCUCCAUGAUGGCUCAGAGUGUGAUGGAGUAGUGGAAGACAUUGAUGCUGUGUCUGACUUGGCUCUUAUCCGAGUGAAGCGUUGCAGCCUCAGCCCAGCACCACUAGGCAAGUCAAGUGACCUAAGACCUGGAGAGUUUGUUGCAGCACUGGGCUCUCCACUCUCUCUGUGCAAUACUGUCACAGCAGGUGUAGUGUCCUCAGUGGGACGACCAAGCAAGGAACUUGGUCUGCGGGGAAGAGAUAUCCACUACAUUCAGACUGAUGCAGCUAUUACUUUUGGCAAUUCAGGAGGUCCUCUCAUCAACAUGGAUGGGGAAGUGAUAGGCAUCAACUCCAUGACUGUCACUUCAGGCAUCUCCUUUGCUAUCCCUAUUGACUAUGCAAAGGAGUUCAUUGCCAAGGCUGAGAAGAAAAGAGCAGAACUGGCCAAGUACCCCGAGGCACAGGGGUCUGACCGCCGCCGCUAUCUGGGGAUCACCAUGCUGACCCUCACACCCUCCAUCAUGCAAGAGCUUCAGUCCCGAGGGAACAUGACAAACCGAUUCCCUCCAGACCUCACCCACGGCAUUUUGGUGUGGAAGAUUGUUGUGGGCUCCCCAGCAUACCAGGCCGGACUGCAGCCUGGAGACAUUAUAACACACAUCAAUAACCAUGACAUCAACUCCUCCCGAGAUGUGUACAAAUUUCUGGAGGGACGAGGAGAGCUCAGUAUGACUGUUGUACGAAAUGGCCAGCGGUACUUUGUGGUUGUAGUGCCAGAGGAGUGAUGAUCUCAUACAUGUCAAAUGUGAAAUGACUGAAGCUGAUGUGAUAGAUAGUUAGUAAAUUUUCAAGUGAGAAAGUUUGAUAUUUCUUAAUGGAAAAAAGACAUGUAAUGUUCAGUAUUUAAAUAUGAAGAUAGAAUUUAUUACAGAUGUUUUGUUUAUCAUGUCAGAAUUUUUUCAAACACCUUUAACAUUUAUAUACUUUACAUGAAAAACACUCAUGAUUUAUUCCAAGUGUUUUGUUAAUCUUAUCAUAUUUAACAUUCGUAUGACAACAAAAAAAAAAACAUUAAUAAGUGAGCACAUUAAUAUUUAAUCACAAAUUCCACCCAACAGUACAUUCUGCUUUCUAUUGAAUAGCAUAAGUAGCCAAGAUGGAAAUGUUUCUCAGCAUCUAAUGGGAACUAAUCACUGAAUGAGACCUAAAUUGUUAAGUGAAAUGAAAGCAAGCUCCAAAUUGCCAGCCAUCAGUGAAAAAAUUAAUGAAUAAAGAGAAAAAGAAAACUAAAUGCCUCUUAAAAUAGAAAACACUGAAUAGUAUGUGACAAAGUAUCAACCAUUUCUCAAGUUUUUGUUCAAUCCCUCAAUGGGGAAAAUACAUAUUGGCUAAAAACUUAUUGAAUGUAUAGGUAAAAAGCUAAUGGAAAUGUUACAUGUUAUAAUGUAACUGGAUUUGGUAGAUUCUUUAAAAGUUAUAAUUUGAUUUCUUUCUUCUUUUCCAAUUAACUAGCCUCUUGUGUUUGUCUAUUCCUACGUGCCAGCACACUGUUAGCUGUAAGUAAAAUGAUCUCUUAAAACUGUCACCUCAUUUGUAGUGCUUACAGCAAGUCUUGACUGGGUUGCUACAGUUGCCCAAGACUUUACCAAAAAUUAUGUAUCCACUUCAUAGUGAGGGGAUAUGAUAAUGUUAGCUGCUGCCAACACAUAUUUUUUUUUUUUUUCUUCUAUUAACUGGCACCAGUCAUUCUUUAUUGCUAAAUAUGAAGAUGGAAGUGGUAUUAAUAUACCAACUAACAAAUCUUUCUCUGGAAGGCCAAAAGUCUGUGCAGAGAACAAUGUCAAGUGGGAGUUCGAGAGGAACUCAUGCCGCACAAGUUAUAGUUUUACAAAUAAAUAAAAAUAGAUACCCUUUUUUUUCCAUAGUGUCUAGAAGAAUGGACAGUCAAUGAAUGCGCGAUCUUGGCUGAAUCAGCAAGCCCUGAUGAAUCCUUCAUCACUGUGUGGUCUUUUUUUUUUUUUUCUUUUCCAAUAUAGAGUGAGGAGGAAUGGCGUGACGUCUUCAGUAAUGAGGCUACCGUUAUGAUUAUAAGUAAAAUUGGAAAUAUGUAACCUCAUUAAGGAAAAAAAAACAACGAAAGAUGAACCAUGUACACCUUUGGCUUGCCCAUAAAUGUGUACGCUAACA
Molecule: messenger RNA, 3487 nt
Organism: Portunus trituberculatus (swimming crab)
Lineage: Eukaryota; Metazoa; Arthropoda; Malacostraca; Decapoda; Portunidae
Gene: HtrA2
Product: serine protease HTRA2, mitochondrial-like
Exons: 11
Coding region: 1-2085 (694 amino acids)
Biological process (GO): positive regulation of apoptotic process; programmed cell death; proteolysis
Molecular function (GO): protein binding; serine-type endopeptidase activity
Source: RefSeq, a predicted model, not a curated record